Molecule: messenger RNA, 4563 nt
Organism: Octodon degus (degu)
Lineage: Eukaryota; Metazoa; Chordata; Mammalia; Rodentia; Octodontidae
Gene: Vps54
Product: VPS54, GARP complex subunit
Exons: 23
Coding region: 369-3302 (977 amino acids)
Biological process (GO): retrograde transport, endosome to Golgi; Golgi to vacuole transport
Cellular component (GO): GARP complex
Molecular function (GO): syntaxin binding
Source: RefSeq, a predicted model, not a curated record
GGCGGCGGCUCCCCUGGAGGCUGGGGAUGUGGGAGAGGCGGUGGCAGCAGCGGCGGAGGCGGCGCUGCGGACCCGGGGGAAACUGCUGGCUGACAGGACACCCGGGAGAGACGUGAGGGAGCCGCCGCUGCCGCCUCUCACCGCGGAGCGGAGCGGGGCUCCGGACGGCGGCUCUGCGCUCCCCUGGCCGACGGGCCGCCGGCGCGGGGCAGAGGCGGGAAGCCGGGCUCGGGCCGGCCCGGCUUGGGGCGGCGGUGGCCGCGGAGCAGCAGGCUCGGCGCGACGCGGAGGCUGGAGGCGGCGGCGAUGCACUAGGCCUCGCUCUGGGGCGGCUGCCCGGACCCGCAGUUGAGUGGUGAUUUUAUGCAAUGGCUUCAAGCCACAGUUCUUCACCAGUGCCUCAAGGAAGCAGCAGUGAUGUUUUCUUUAAAAAGGAGGUAGAUUCAACAAAACAUAUUCGACCUGUGCAGUCACUGCCAGAUGUCUGUCCCAAGGAACCCACAGGUGAUUCAAGUAGUUUAUGUGUUGCCCCAUCUCUAGUUACAGAUCAACAUAGAUGGACUAUAUAUCAUUCCAAAGUAAAUCUCCCAGCAGCAUUAAAUGAUCCUAGAUUAGCAAAAAGAGAAUCUGACUUCUUCACAAAAACAUGGGGAUUGGACUUUGUAGACACGGAAGUCAUACCUUCAUUCUACCUCCCACAGAUCAGCAAGGAACAUUUUAUAGCAUAUCAACAGGAAAUCUCUCAGAGAGAGAAGAUUCAUGAGAGAUGCAAGAAUAUUUGUCCUCCGAAAGAUACCUUUGACAGGACUCUUUUACAUACUCAUGAUAAAUCCAGGACAGAUCUGGAGCAAGUACCUAAGAUUUUUAUGAAACCAGAUUUUGCCUUGGAUGAUUCCUUAACUUUUAAUUCAGUUUUACCAUGGUCUCAUUUUAAUACUGCUGGUGGAAAAGGUAAUCGUGAUGUAGCCUCCUCAAAGUUGCUUCAGGAAAAGCUGAGCCAUUAUCUGGAUAUUGUGGAAGUAAACAUUGCUCACCAGAUCUCUCUACGUUCAGAAGCAUUUUUUCAUGCAAUGACCUCUCAACAUGAAUUGCAGGACUACCUCAAGAAAACUUCCCAGGCUGUAAAAAUGCUUCGAGAUAAAAUUGCACAGAUUGAUAAAGUAAUGUGUGAAGGAUCACUACAGAUUUUAAGACUGGCACUUACCAGAAAUAAUUGUGUUAAAGUAUACAAUAAACUGAAAUUAAUGGCCACUGUACACCAAACUCAGCCUACAGUACAGGUGUUAUUAUCUACUUCUGAAUUUGUUGGAGCAUUGGACUUAAUAGCAACAACUCAAGAGGUUCUACAGCAGGAACUUCAGGGUAUUCACAGUUUCCGGCAUUUGGGAUCACAGCUUUGUGAAUUAGAAAAACUGAUAAGUAAAAUGAUGAUUGCAGAAUUUUCUACUUAUUCUCAUAGUGACUUAAAUAGACCACUGGAAGAUGACUGUCAAGUUUUAGAAGAGGAAAGAUUAGUAUCUCUUAUAUUUGGACUUUUAAAACAAAGAAAACUUAAUUUUUUAGAAAUCUAUGGUGAAGAAAUGAUUAUUACAGCAAAGAACAUCAUUAAGCAGUGUGUGAUUAAUAAAGUUUUACAAAUAGAAGAAAUAGACACAGAUGUUGUUGUGAAGCUUGCAGAUCAAAUGAGAAUGUUAAAUUUUCUCCAGUGGUUUGAUCUAUUAAAGGAUAUUUUCUCUAAGUUUACAAUUUUCCUACACAGAGUUAAGGCAACAUUGAAUAUCAUUCAAAGUGUUGUUCUCUCAGUUCUUGACAAAAACCAAAGGACUAGAGAAUUGGAGGAAAUUUCACAGCAGAAGAAUAUUGCAAAAGAUAAUUCACUGGACACAGAAGUGGCUUAUUUAAUCCAUGAAGGCAUGUUUAUAAGUGAUGCAUUUAAUGAGGGUGAAUUAGCACCUGUAACAGUUGACACUACCUCUCAAAGAAAUGUAUCUCCAAAUAGUGAGCCUUGCAGCAGUGAUUCGGUAUCCGAACCAGAAUGUACUACUGAUUCUUCAUCCAGCAAAGAACAGACAUCAUCAUCUGCUACUCCAGGAGGUGUGGAUAUUAUGGUUAGUGAAGACAUGAAAUUAACUGAUGCAGAGCUAGGAAAGCUGGCAAAUAAUAUCCAGGAAUUAUUGUAUAGUGCCUCAGACAUAUGCCACGAUCGAGCUGUCAAGUUUCUCAUGGCAAGAGCAAAGGAUGGAUUUCUUGAGAAGCUAAAUUCCAUGGAAUUUAUAACACUUUCUAGAUUAAUAGAAACAUUCAUUUUAGACACUGAACAGAUCUGUGGAAGAAGAAGCAUGUCGUUAUUUGGAGCAUUGCAGAGCCAAGCUAGCAAGUUUGUAAAUAGGUUUCAUGAAGAGAGAAAAACCAAGCUCAGCCUUCUCUUGGAUAAUGAGCGCUGGAAACAAGCUGAUGUUCCUGCUGAAUUUCAGGAUCUUGUUGAUUCUAUAUCAGGUGGAAAGAUUGCUUUACCUGAAAAAAAAUCUGGGGCAACAGAAGAAAGGAAACCAGCUGAGGUUCUUAUUGUUGAGGGACAAGAGUAUGCUGUUGUUGGAACUGUAUUGCUGUUAAUAAGAAUUAUCCUUGAAUAUUGCCAGUGUGUGGAUAACAUCCCAUCUGUUACUACUGACAUGCUUACUCGUCUGUCAGAUUUACUGAAGUACUUCAAUUCAAGAAGUUGCCAGUUAGUUCUUGGAGCUGGGGCAAUGCAAGUUGUUGGACUAAAAGCAAUAACUACAAAAAAUUUGGCUCUUGCUUCACGAUGUUUGCAGUUAAUUGUGCACUACAUUCCUGUGAUCCGAGCUCAUUUUGAAGCUCGACUACCACCUAAGCAAUAUAACAUGCUUAGGCACUUUGAUCAUAUCACUAAGGAUUACCAUGACCACAUAGCUGAAAUAUCAGCGAAGCUUGUAGCGAUAAUGGAUAGCUUAUUUGACAAGCUGUUAUCAAAGUAUGAGGUGAAAGCUCCUGUACCUUCGGCCUGCUUCAGGAAUAUUUGUAAACAAAUGGCAAAAAUGCAUGAAGCUAUAUUUGAUCUUCUUCCAGAAGAACAAACACAGAUGUUAUUUUUAAGAAUUAAUGCAAGUUACAAACUUCACUUGAAAAAGCAGUUGAGUCACUUAAAUGUGAUAAAUGAUGGAGGACCUCAAAAUGGGUUGGUCACAGCAGAUGUAGCCUUUUACACUGGAAAUCUUCAAGCCUUAAAAGGCCUUAAAGAUUUGGACCUAAAUAUGGCUGAGAUCUGGGAACAGAAGAGGUGAUGACAUACUAGCCAUCUGGGUAGCUCAUCUCUGACCAUGGGGUCUUUCUGAAGAAAAUCUGAAUACCUGUGUUUUGAGAACUGAACCUGGAACACAAAGUGAACUGAGGUGGGGGAAGGGAAAAGGAAAGUAUCAGUGUUGGGAAACUGGAUUCAAGUGGGGUCUCCAAGGAAUGCCAUUUUUGUGCAUCCUUCAGUGAGGAGUAAUUGAUCAGGUGUCUAUAACAUUUUUCAUUCUCUCUGGAAACAGACUCAGGUUUCUUUGGACCAAAUCCAAAAGAACACAUAGCUGUAACACAGCUGUAGUUGACUAGAAUGCUCUGUAUACUUUAUAUUAAAAAUGCUUUGCAUUUCUUCCAGUGCAAUGAAAUUCAUAUGGUGUCCCACCUUAUUUAAUGAUGGUACAAUUUAAAAUAUUAAAAUCUUAGUCAACCUCUGUAGAAAGUUUUCUCUAUAAAAGUAAAGCUGUUUGAAAAAAAUUAUUUUUUUACAGAUCUUUCUAUAAAAAAAUAAACAUCUUUUGAUUGCUUUGAUUUAGAAAUUCAAUUUUUGUUUUAGUGACCACUGUCAAGUUAUAGGCUUUGUGUUUCAUAUUUAAUCUUUCUUCCACCACCAUAUGUCAACUGGGUAAGGCCUUCUAGAAUGGUCUAAAUAUGUGUAAGGCUGAUUACAGGUAAUAAAGAAUAAGAUAAUGGCAUUUAUUUAUGCAACUAGUAAUUUAAAUACUUUAUAGAAAUGGUAUACAGAAGGCUAUACUUUAAUAGCUGUAUUUUUUAUGAAAGAACCUAUGAAGGGUUUGGGUUUUUUCCCCUACUUUUUUUCUAGCACAGGUAGUAUUUGCAUACUGUGCCUACUUAUUAGUUCUCAUUUUAACAGAUAACAUAUGAAGCCCCUCCCCAUUAGAAGUUACUUUGGAUAUGUAUAUGAGGGAAGACCAGGGAGAAAUGGAACUUUUAAAAUAUAGACUGCUAUACUAUAGAAAUAUCUGGUGAUGAGUAAGUUAUUUAAAGAAUUUUAUAAUAUUUAUCUUUAAAAUUAAAAAUUAGACUCAGCAGCACUCUACAAAUGAAAGUGCCUGUGCCUCACCUCACACCAAGAAUCUUGCCUAACCCUGUCAGAGUGCCUAAUCUUGUGAUGAUUAUGUAUAAAAGUCUUAUUUUGUGUCUUUGUUUCUCAAAAGGAAAGAUACUUUCUUUCCUUUAUCAUUACAGAGGUAUGUCAUUGGUUCUAAAAUUGUCUAAAAUAAAAGUUGUAAAAAAUUA